GCUGACGCGGCGGAGUCACCCGGGCAGCCUCGGGACCGGUGACCGGGCCGGGCUGAGCGAAACGUCCAGCGAGCCGGCCUCGCAGCGCCCGCCGGCCGCGAUCCGAGCUGCCUGCCCACUCCGGGGGCGCACGGGCGUGUCGGUCGGUCGGUAGGAGGCCGCUCGGGGCGAGCCACCGUCUCCCCCGCGGGCCGCCUCGCUUGGGCGAGGUCUCCGUGACGAGCCUCCCGGGGCGGCUGCGGCCAGCUCGGGCCGUCGUGGCGGCUCGAGCCCCGCGCGCUCGCUUGCGCUCCGGGGGUCGCAGGCCCUGGAAGGUAUGCGUGUCCUCCGGACGCCGGACGCGGGCGCGGGCUCCUGAAGGACGUCGCCCGUGGACCACAGCGCCUCGGCAGCCUCCAUUCAUCUGCCAGCUGCGCGCUCGCCGCCUCCGCGCCCGGCCUGGGCGCCGCCUCCUCCCGUCCCCCCUCUGCCGUCCCUUCCCCGCUCCUCGUGUGCGGAGGUUCUCCUGGAAGCGCAGGUGUCGGUUAUGAACCGGGCUUCCCUCCCUUGAAGCUCUCGGUAGAAGAAGUCGGGGUGACCCUCCGCGCCCCCCACCCCAGGCAUGGGGGUGAACGCCGUGCACUGGUUCCGAAAGGGACUUCGGCUCCACGACAACCCCGCCCUGAAGGAGUGCAUCCAGGGCGCCGACACCAUCCGCUGCGUCUACAUCCUCGACCCCUGGUUCGCCGGCUCUUCCAACGUGGGCAUCAACAGGUGGCGAUUUUUGCUUCAGUGUCUUGAGGAUCUGGAUUCCAAUCUACGGAAGCUGAAUUCUCGUCUGUUUGUGAUUCGUGGACAGCCAGCUGAUGUGUUCCCCAGGCUUUUCAAGGAAUGGAGCAUCACUAAACUGUCCAUUGAGUAUGACUCGGAGCCUUUUGGGAAGGAACGAGAUGCAGCUAUCAAGAAGCUGGCCACCGAGGCUGGAGUGGAGGUCAUCGUGCGCAUUUCACACACCCUGUAUGACCUGGACAAGAUCAUCGAGCUCAACGGUGGACAGCCGCCUCUCACUUACAAAAGAUUUCAGACUCUCGUCAGCAAAAUGGAGCCACUGGAGAUGCCAGCAGAGACCAUCACUUCAGAUGUGAUAGGAACGUGUGUGACCCCUCUGUCUGAUGACCAUGAUGAAAAGUAUGGAGUCCCUUCCCUGGAAGAGCUAGGCUUUGAUACAGAUGGUUUGUCCUCUGCAGUGUGGCCAGGAGGAGAAACUGAAGCACUUACACGUUUGGAAAGGCAUUUGGAAAGAAAGGCCUGGGUGGCAAACUUUGAAAGACCUCGAAUGAAUGCGAAUUCCCUGCUGGCAAGCCCCACUGGACUCAGCCCUUAUCUCCGAUUUGGUUGCUUAUCCUGUCGACUGUUUUAUUUCAAACUAACAGAUCUCUACAAAAAGGUAAAGAAAAAUAGCUCCCCUCCCCUCUCUCUUUAUGGGCAACUUCUGUGGCGUGAAUUUUUCUAUACGGCAGCAACAAACAACCCACGCUUUGAUAAAAUGGAAGGGAACCCCAUCUGUGUUCAGAUCCCUUGGGAUAAGAAUCCUGAGGCUCUGGCCAAAUGGGCAGAAGGCCGGACAGGCUUUCCAUGGAUUGAUGCCAUCAUGACACAGCUUCGUCAAGAGGGCUGGAUUCACCAUUUAGCCAGACAUGCGGUUGCAUGUUUCCUGUCGCGUGGUGACCUGUGGAUCAGCUGGGAAGAAGGGAUGAAGGUCUUUGAAGAAUUGCUGCUUGAUGCAGAUUGGAGCAUAAAUGCUGGAAGUUGGAUGUGGCUGUCCUGUAGCUCCUUUUUCCAGCAGUUUUUCCACUGCUACUGCCCUGUUGGUUUUGGUAGGAGGACAGAUCCCAAUGGAGACUAUAUCAGACGUUAUUUGCCUGUCCUGAGAGGCUUUCCUGCAAAGUACAUCUACGAUCCUUGGAACGCACCUGAAGGUAUCCAGAAGGUCGCCAAAUGUUUAAUAGGAGUGAAUUACCCCAAGCCAAUGGUGAACCACGCCGAGGCCAGCCGCUUGAAUAUUGAAAGAAUGAAGCAGAUCUAUCAGCAGCUUUCCCGGUACCGAGGGCUAGGUCUUCUUGCCUCGGUGCCCUCUAAUCCGAAUGGGAAUGGAGGACUCAUGGGCUAUGCUGGAGAGAGUGUCCCAGGCUGCAGCACUGGAGGAAGUUGCUCUCAAGGAAGUAUUUUGCAUUACGCUCACGGAGACGGUCAGCAAGGGAGAAGCUCCGUGGGCCCGGGCCUCGGCAACGGGAAGCGCCCUAGUCAGGAAGAGGACACACAGAGUGCUGGUCCCAAAGUCCAGCGACAGAGCAGCCACUGAUGUGAAAGCAUGCAGGAGGAUUUCUGGCGCACCUGAAAUUGGCGGGGAAGUCACUUCGCUUCACUUAGAUUAUUUAAAAUGUCCUUCAUUUGUGGAAAGCAGUUAGAUUUUGAACAUAUUAUUUCUAAUAACAUUUCUGUGGUUUUUAACUUUUUAAUGAAUAUCACAUAGGACAAGUGCUAAUUUGUAUAUAAAGAACUUGGUAAAAGAUUUGCUUAAUGUAAAUAUAGUCACAGUUAGUAUAGACUCAUCAGUAUAUUUUUGAUAAUUUUUCAUGUAUGGUAAAAGUUAAAGUUAACAGAUAUUCUGAUAUAAAACUCAAGUUUUGAGAGCCAUUGCAAGAAAAUGGGAAGUUUUUAGACUUUCUUAAAAGACUUUGUUAAAAUUUUAGGACACAUUUUUCUUGACAUCAUUGUUUAACCUAAUUUUGCAGUGUUUGAUAGCAGUGCUUUAGAGAGUACAUGAGAUCCAGUGGGUAGACAAGCCUCUGUCAGCGCAGACAGUCUGCCACAGCCGCGUGCAGCUGCUCGGACUCACCAGUGCGUGUGCUCACUUCUUUCUGUCUCCCCAUUUUUUUGUUCAUUUAUAGCUAAAGUGACUUUUGUUAUUAAAGUAUAUGCAAAUAUGGAA
Arvicola amphibius (Eurasian water vole) is the source of this 2971-nucleotide messenger RNA. It is a transcript of the gene Cry1, whose product is annotated as cryptochrome circadian regulator 1. Gene Ontology annotation, biological process: circadian regulation of gene expression; entrainment of circadian clock by photoperiod; negative regulation of DNA-templated transcription. The record is from RefSeq and is a predicted model, not a curated record. Lineage: Eukaryota; Metazoa; Chordata; Mammalia; Rodentia; Cricetidae. Gene Ontology annotation, cellular component: cytoplasm; nucleus. Gene Ontology annotation, molecular function: FAD binding; DNA binding. The coding region runs from base 602 to 2341 and encodes 579 amino acids. The transcript has 13 exons.